Nylanderia fulva is the source of this 3338-nucleotide messenger RNA. RefSeq names its product proto-oncogene tyrosine-protein kinase ROS-like. Gene Ontology annotation, biological process: positive regulation of kinase activity; protein phosphorylation; multicellular organism development. Gene Ontology annotation, cellular component: plasma membrane; signaling receptor complex. Lineage: Eukaryota; Metazoa; Arthropoda; Insecta; Hymenoptera; Formicidae. Gene Ontology annotation, molecular function: protein binding; ATP binding; transmembrane receptor protein tyrosine kinase activity. The record is from RefSeq and is a predicted model, not a curated record.
GUCUGUUCUCUUGGAACCUUGUUGGUUGAGAGUCGCAUGAAAGUUGCGCAAGUACAUAAAUCUUCAAGAAGAAAAUAAUUAUUAUGUUAAAAAUGUUAAAAUCAUUAUGUAUUUUCUUAAAAGUGUUAAUGUUGACGAAAGUGGCAAUCGUAUCUUCGUUGGAAGAUCUGGAGGAUCAUGAAAUUUUGAAUAUUUCAGAUAUCAACAAUCAUUACAUGUUACCAAAGAAUGAAUUUGUCGAACACUCUAAACUGGCGAUUAAACGCAUAAGUACAACCGAAAAUGUUCCAAGUGAACCAACAUUUCCCAGGAUAUUCGUAGAGUUUGACAAAAAUAUAAACGAAAGAAACAACAUUUCUGUAACAUUCAGAUGGAAGCAACCUGCAUUCACAGGGAAAGAAAUAAAAAAAUAUACAGUUGAGUAUGGGUUUAUCGAGAACGCGACGAAUGAAAUGAACACUACAAUCGUCAUUAUUCCAGCUACGAAAUUGCAACUGGAAGUGCAUGAUUUAAGACCUAACACAAUGUACUACUUCAAAGUACGAGCGCAUAACGAAAUUGGUGUUAGCAAUUACACAGAGAUCAUCAACGUGUCGACCACGCACGAGAAUCCGGUUCCUCGAUUAUUGAUCGGCUCGUGGAGUGGUAUAAAAAUAUUCGAUAUAGAUUUGCAGAAGGUCUCUCAUAUAUUUAAGGAACUCAGAGCGAUAGAAUUCACUUACUCGACAUUAGAACGUAAAAUUUAUUGGAUCAAUGACAAAUCACAGCUAAUGACAACGGAUUUAACAAUCGAAACAAAGCAAAAGUACACAAAAAUUAUUGACCUAGAUGAUUCUGCACAUAAUCUCUGCAUCGAUUGGAUAGCUAGAAAUCUUUAUUGGAUACAAAUUAACCACUCUAACAACCAGUCCAGCAUUAUGAAGUUAGAUUUAACAUUGUUGCAAAUUGACAUGAUCAAAUACGAUAUUAUUUUAAACACAAAUGGAUCUAAAUUGUUAUCUGUACUGCCGUCUAAAGGGUAUAUUUAUUGGAUGGGCUUAAAUUCAGAUAAUAAGUAUGUGUUAAUGCAUUCGAAUGUCAAUGAGAAAAACAUAAAACCUUUUUUGCAAAGCAGAAAAUUAUAUGAUACAAAUUGUCCCUGCCAGUACGAACUAUUAGAACCAUCUUCUAUGCAGAUUGACAACAUAAAUAUUGACAAUCCAUUAAUUUACUGGAUAUCAAAAGGUAGCCUAAUCGCAACGGACAUUCAUGGUUGUAAAUGUAAUCUGAUUUUAAGCGCUGGAAAUAAUGAAAAAUUGAUUGAUUCUUUAACGAUUGACGAGACAAAUAUUUACUUGUACAGUCAGUACAAACAAGAAAUCUAUAUUUUACAAAAAAAGGAUGCAAAACUCGAUAGCAAAACAAUUGGAUUUGAGAAUGUUCAAAAUAUUAUGUUCUACACAAAUGACUUACAUCAUAUUAAAGCUGUUGGUAACUCUUUACAACGCUAUCCCUCGAAAAUAUGUCAGAUGCCUAAGAUGUCAGAUGAAAGAUAUCAUGUUGAAGUAAUGAAUAUAACUGCGAACAGUAUUGUCGUAAGGCUUCCAGAGCCGGUUCUCAAUGACAAAUGCGAAAAUUACAAUUUAGCCACCACUAUAUACACCAUCUCCGUGGGCCAUCGAUGGAAUAAAGAUCGUAGCGAAUUAAAAAAGUUUCAGACGCACGAAAGGUAUUACGAAAUACAGAAUUUAUCCCCAUCCACAGAGUACAUAGUGAAGCUGGCACUGAGUAAUUUCUAUUUUGAUUUUUACAAAUUACCGAUACAUUUUGACCGAGGUGUGAUACUGACAACUACCUCAGAAGAACUUAAUGCAGAAAAUGUAGUAAUUCUAAUGCAAUAUAUACCAGGCGUUAUCGGUACCCUUGUGUGCGGUGUUUGUAUUUAUUAUUCACAAUGCAAAAGAAGUAGGAAUGUUCAACCUUCAUCAACUUCACCGCCUCCACCAGUUGAAUUAAUUCCAAUAGAUACAUCUAACAAUAACAUUGAAUACAUUACUGUAACAGCUUUAAAAAAGGAGUUGCAAGGAAAUCCAAACAUUCAAAAAAUUAAAAUUGAAGAGAUUCUCUCAAGAGAUGAGUUUCUAGGCGAAGGCACAUUUCGAAUAGUAAAUCAAGGAAUGGUCCGCAAUUUAGAAGGGUUGCAAACAAUGUGUGCCAUAAAAAAGUUACCAGGUAAUGCUACCCUGCUGCAAGAAAGGAAAUUCUUGCAAGAAGCCAAAAAGAUGAGCCGAUUUGAUCACAAAAAUGUGCUAAAAUUAUUUGGCAUUUGCUGGUAUGCGGAUUCACCGAUGCUCAUAUUGGAAUUAAUGGAAACUGACUUAUUGACAUAUUUGAGAGAGAAUCAAACAUUGAACCCUUUAAGUGCACAAAGUCUGCGCCUGCAAGACUUACUCGCCAUGUGCGAAGAUGUUGCGCGGGGUUGUCACUAUCUAGAAGAAAUGCGAUAUGUACAUAGAGAUCUUGCAUGUCGAAAUUGCUUAAUAUCCACGAGAAAUGAUGGAAGCCGUAUUGUGAAAAUCAGCAACUUCUAUCUUUGUAAUGAUAUUUAUAUGGAUAACCAUUACAUCGACGAAAAAGAAGACCCUCUUCCUAUUCGCUGGAUGGCACCGGAAUCUAUAAAGUAUCGAAAAUUUACUUCAAAAAGCGAUGUUUGGGCAUUUGGAGUGCUAAUGUGGGAAAUUAUGUCAUUAGGCGAACUCCCCUAUUCUGUCAUAAAAAAUGGAAUAAAUGUAAUAGAAUAUAUAUGUAAAGGAGACAGGUUGUCGCAACCUCUCAACUGUCCGCCGACGUUGUAUCAGUUAAUGCAGCAAUGCUGGAGUGAGGAGAAUAAUAGACCAAAUUUCAAUCACUGUCUCGAAAAUAUUUUAACCUUAAGAAACAUCACAAAAAAUGCGAUUUUAAAGCGGACAUUGAAAUAUAAACAGUACCGUACAACGCCUCAUAUAGUUACCGGCAUCUCUUGCUCUAUGCUGGAUCGCAAAAUAAGAUCAUUUCCGAUCUUAAAGGAUAAGUCAGAGUAUUUUCAUAACGAAGAAGUCAGAGGAAAGGAAAUGAGUAGACAAUAUGCGGACAGGAAACGACAAGCGAAGAUUAGAACAGUGCAAGUCAAUAAUUAAUAAGUUGACCACAUCUUUUGCGGCUACUCCUACUCGAAAGGACGGCAGUGCAGUCUCGGACCUGUCACCGAGCGAGGAGAUCUAUUGCAUUUUUACUCGUGUAAUAUAAUAUUGUGCAUCUAUGAAAGAUUCUUAUGUAUACUUUAUAUUUUUGCGAAUAAAAAUUUUCCUUUUAAUUUCAAA